CUAAUAAGACAAAGUGAACUGCGAUUUGAAGAUACAUUUGCAUGCGUAAAACCAAUCGAAGAACAAGAAAAACAAACAUUCUCUUCUUUCUCUGUCUUGUUUUUCUUACAUUACACUUCACUCUUUGUCUCUUCCACCCUUCGGUUAGCAAGUCUCACACUAAGUUUUUGGCGGGAGAUAGACCCCACCAAAUUAAAAACAAAGCCUUCUUCUCAUAAAUGCAACAACCCCUCUUUCCCCUUCUCUCAUAAACAACCUUCAUAUAACAUAACAACCAUUUCACACACUCAUCUCUCUCUCAACUUCACAACAUGCCAUCUUCGUCGGUUCUUACAUUCCUCUUCCAAAACGGCUGCGUUCCAAUCACCAUUCACUUUAAAACGAACAUGACACAUUCUCUGUUUCUCUUUCAAUUUCUUGUUUUCAUAUUUCACGUUUUGUUCACUUUCAUUCCAGCGCUUUCACUCUCCUCCGACGGCCUCGCGCUUCUCGCUCUGAAGUCCGCCAUCGACCAGCCUUCCUCCGCUUUCUCCGACUGGAACGACGGCGACGUCACGCCCUGCGCCUGGUCGGGAAUCGUUUGUGCCAACAUAUCUGGCGAGGAGGACCCCCGUGUGGUCGGAAUCUCCCUCGCCGGGAAAUCCAUCUCCGGUUACCUCCCGUCAGAGCUUGGUACUCUGCGCUUCCUCCGCCGACUUAACCUCCACGACAACGCCUUCUCCGGCGUCCUACCGGCGCAGCUCUCCAACGCUACCGCACUCCACAGCCUCUUCCUCCACCGUAACAACCUCUCCGGCCCCAUCCCCCACUCUCUCUGUAGCCUCCCGCGCCUCCAAAAUCUCGACCUCUCCGAAAAUGCAUUCUCCGGUCAUAUUCCCGACCUCCUCGGAAACUGCAAGAAUCUCCAGCGCCUUAUCGUCGCCGGCAACAGGUUUUCGGGUGAGAUUCCCGCCGGCGUGUGGCCGGAACUUCAGAACCUCCUCCAACUCGACCUCUCCGCGAAUGAGUUAACCGGUUCAAUCCCUGACGAAAUUGGAACCCUAGUUUCCCUCUCUGGCACGCUGAAUCUCUCCUUCAACCACCUAUCCGGUAAGAUUCCGGCGUCGCUGGGAAAAUUACCGGCGACGGUGAGCUUCGAUUUCAGAAACAACAACCUCAGCGGAGAAAUUCCCCAAACGGGGUCGUUUUCAAACCAAGGUCCCACGGCGUUCCUUGGAAAUCCUAACCUAUGCGGGUUUCCUCUUAGAAAAUCAUGUUCCGGUUCGGACCGGGAUUUUUCUCCCGGUUCGGAUCAAAACAAACCGGUCCACCGGUCAAAGGGGUUAAGCCCCGGUUUAAUUAUUUUAAUCUCCGCGGCUGAUGCUGCUGUUGUGGCCUUCAUUGGGCUUGUGAUUGUUUAUGUCUAUUGGAAGAAAAAGGAUGAUGAGAAUGCGUGUAGUUGCAUUAGGAGAAGAAAGUUCGGCGAAGAGAAAGGGAGCGUGUGUUUCUGUGGUGGAUUCCCAUGUGUUAGUGGGGAGAAAAGUGAUGAUGAUGAUGAUGAUGAUGAAGAUUAUGAGGUGGAGGCGGCUGAGGGUGAGGGUGAAGGGGAAUUGGUGAGGAUUGAUAAGGGAUUGAGUUUCGAACUUGAUGAGCUGUUGAGGGCUUCUGCUUACGUGUUGGGGAAGAGUGGGUUGGGAAUUGUGUAUAAGGUGGUGUUGGGGAAUGGGGUUCCUGUGGCUGUGAGGAGGCUGGGGGAGGGAGGGGAACAGAGGUACAAGGAGUUUGCUGCAGAGGUUAUGGCCAUUGGGAAGGUCAAGCACCCUAAUGUUGUAAGGUUGAGGGCUUACUAUUGGGCACAUGAUGAAAAGCUUCUCAUCAGUGAUUUCAUCUCCAAUGGCAAUCUCACACAUGCCCUUAGAGGGAGAAAUGGCCAACCAUCUACAAAUCUUUCAUGGUCCACCAGGCUGAAAAUCGCAAAAGGAACAGCGAGGGGCUUGGCCUAUCUCCACGAAUGCAGCCCAAGAAAGUUCGUCCAUGGUGACAUUAAACCCUCCAACAUCCUACUUGACAACGAAUUCCAACCCUACAUUUCUGAUUUUGGCCUGAACCGUCUGAUCAGCAUUACCGGCAACAACCCCUCCACCGGCGGAUUCAUGGGUGGAGCUCUUCCUUACAUGAAGUCUUCACAGAAAGAGAGAAGCGACAAUUACAAAGCCCCUGAGGCUCGUGUCCCUGGGUGCAGACCCACCCAGAAAUGGGACGUGUACUCAUUUGGGGUUGUGUUGCUUGAAAUACUAACUGGGAGGUCACCAGAAUCAUCUCCCACCACAUCAACUUCCAUGGAAGUCCCUGACUUGGUAAGGUGGGUGAGGAAAGGGUUCGAUCAAGAAAGCCCGUUAUCUGAGAUGGUUGAUCCAUCGCUGCUCCAAGAAGUGCGUGUUAAGAAAGAGGUGCUGGCUGUGUUUCACGUAGCUUUGGCUUGCACUGAAGGAGACCCUGAGGCUCGGCCAAGGAUGAAAACUGUCUCUGAAAAUCUUGAUAAGAUUGGAACGUAACGUUCAAACUUUGCAUUGUGCUAUCUCUAUGACUCAGUCUGUGAUGGAAAUUUAUUCAAAAGAUGCACUUCAAUCUAACAAUCCAUUUCUGUGGUAACUCAGAAGGUUUUAUGCUUGGCAUCAACAUGGUGCUGCAAACCCGUUUCUUCAAUUUCGGAUAAGCCCCUUUUACAUUUGUUUCUGGAAAUGAAUUAAUUUUUUUGAGAGCUGUAAUUAUCGCUUGUCUCAUUCUCAUUUUAUUAUUUUUCUUUAGAGGAAAUUGUUAGAUAUUUUAAUUUUUAUUCGUAUCAGCUUUCCUCCAACAUGUGAUUGCAAUAUCAUAAUGUCUUGCGUUUUAUCA
Molecule: messenger RNA, 2874 nt
Organism: Vigna angularis (adzuki bean)
Lineage: Eukaryota; Viridiplantae; Streptophyta; Magnoliopsida; Fabales; Fabaceae
Product: receptor protein kinase-like protein ZAR1
Exons: 2
Coding region: 312-2534 (740 amino acids)
Biological process (GO): protein phosphorylation
Molecular function (GO): protein kinase activity; protein binding; ATP binding
Source: RefSeq, a predicted model, not a curated record